ACGGCGUCGUAUUCGCCGCACCUCCGACUUCUUCUUCAUUACUGUUUCGUUCGCUUUCUUUGUUCAUUCUCCUCGGCGAUCUUCAGUUCCCAAGCACCAAUUUCUAAUUCCUCUUCGCAAGGUGUAGAGAAGUUGGAAUAUGGAAGAAGUUCUUCUGGCAGUUCUGUCAAUGCUGCUUGUUGCUGCAUUGGUUCCUCUGUUUCUGUGGCGGCGCUAUCAGGAUUCUCGCUCUGCUCAUGCACAUGAAGAUGAGGAUCAGGUUCCUCAGAGGGAAACUGCGGUUCGCGCCGCUGGUGGUGGCCGUCGUAUGCGUCGUAGACCUGCUUCGGCUGCUAGUUCCUCGAACGCGGGGGCAUCUCUGGAAGAAAGUGCUGAUGGAAGUGAUGAUGAAAUCGCUGCGGAUGAAUACCAUGAUGGAAGAGUAUCGAAGAAGAAAGAAAAGAAGCGACAAGAGCGUGAGGCACAAAGACAGGCUGAACAAGCUUCCCGUGACUCAAGGGUGACAAAAAAAGACCGUUAUGAAGAAAUUCGGAGGAAGAAAGAUGAGGAGCGUGAGGAACAGGAACGAUUACUGGAAGAAGAAGCCAAAGCACGGAAGGCCAAGGAGGAAGAAGCUGCUGCACUUGAGUUUGAGAAGUGGAAAGGGGAUUUUUCAGUUGAUGCUGAAGGUACAACUGAAGCUGAAGUGGAAGGUGGAAAUCAAGAUUUGGUCUCUGCUUUUGUGGACUAUAUAAAGUGUCAUAAAUGUGUCCCAUUGGAAGAUCUUGCUGCAGAAUUUAAGCUCAGAACUCAGGAAUGUAUUAAUCGGAUCACCUCCCUGGAGAGUAUGGGUCGACUUUCUGGUGUUAUGGACGAUAGAGGGAAAUAUAUAUACAUAUCAAAGGAAGAAAUGCAAGCAGUUGCUGAGUACAUCCAGCGUCAGGGUAGAGUUAGCAUUUCACAUCUAGCUAGUAAGUCCAACCAGUUCAUUGAUUUAGAACCAAAAGUCCAAUUGGUUGAGGAAAUGAAUGUUGAAGAGAUAACUGUAUCCUAAUAUACUUACUAAUUGUGGGGAAGAAUGUUACAUCAAGCAACAACUAGUAUAUAAUUUAGACAACAACCGACGAUAGCGUGUGGGGGUGUCGAUUAUGUAAAAUCCCUCUCUGCAGGUUCUUGAGCUGCUCUUCUUGUUGUAUUAUUUUCAUGCCCUGCAUUUAGCUUGAAUUCACAUCAUUCCCAGAAAUAGAAAGAAGUUUGAUCUGACAAACCUUUUUUUGUUUUUGUUCUUGGUUGAGACCUGAAGGCAUUGAUAUUUUCUAGAGUUUGUUUAGGAACAAUGGUGUGAUGAUGUCUGGAUAUAUGUGAGCAUUUUAAUAGACAGACAAUUUUGUUGCCCUGGAACAUUCCC
Molecule: messenger RNA, 1387 nt
Organism: Cucurbita maxima (winter squash)
Lineage: Eukaryota; Viridiplantae; Streptophyta; Magnoliopsida; Cucurbitales; Cucurbitaceae
Product: DDRGK domain-containing protein 1-like
Exons: 9
Coding region: 140-1033 (297 amino acids)
Source: RefSeq, a predicted model, not a curated record